AUGGUGCUCACAGACCUAGGCUAUGAGGAUAAUGACGCGCUGGAGGCGUCAAUAAAUGGAUCUUUCGAUGACUUCAUCAAGAAAUUGCCUCAUAUCGAAUAUAAAAUUCAAGACGAUGGUGGUGUCAAUGACGGUCAGUUGGUGUUCCGACUGAAAUUAAAAUUGCAAGACACAACGGAGAAAGUGCCCAGAAAACACGAAUUUAAAAUCACUAGCAGAGACGAUAUGUGGCGAACCUGUUUGAAG
Molecule: messenger RNA, 246 nt
Organism: Sphaeroforma arctica JP610
Lineage: Eukaryota; Ichthyosporea; Ichthyophonida
Exons: 1
Source: RefSeq, a predicted model, not a curated record